CUCGUACUUUUCUCACACACAGGCUCGAAGCCAUUCAUUAUUUUCUUCCUCCGCUAUCAUCCCCUUCCCUCUUUUCCCGCGCGUUCUUUUGGCGACCAGCAGUCGUCAAAUGAACCUGCAUAGUUAUUAUUAUUUUGAUUGCAAGCAUUGCCUCUUCCCUCUGAAGAGGUCUCCCGCAAGAUAAAUGGUCUUCAAGCCGUUCACCCACCUCGCGCGCCAGAGUUUCACCAAAGCCUUCACCCAUGGCUAUGCUCAGUCGGUAGUUGCGGCCUCGCAGUCAUCGUACGCGUCGUCGACUACCUUAAACAACCUUUCCAGUCAGCCCGCCGCCAAAUUCACGCGGACAACCCAGCUACAGAAUGUUUUCCAGCCCUCUAGCUCCGGUGCGGGCGCCAAAGCCAGCCAGGGCACUUCCGGCUCCGGCGACUUGGGUCUAGCCGCCUAUUACGCGGCAUGGCAACAUGCUCAGCAAACCGGAGAUGACAGUGACUGGAAACAGCUGCAGAUGCGGAGGAGAAUCGGCUGGAAGCCCACACUGAACGAAGGAGACGGAAAGACGAAGAGCGACGCCAGCGUCCCGUCCUCGGAUUCUCAGUUCCACGAUUCGCCUCACAUCACCAAAGCCUCCGCCAAUGCGGACGUUAGUGCCAAGGUUGAAGAAGCGGUUGCCCGCGAGAUUCAAAUACAAGAAGAACAAGCUCAGGCGGAGGAGGCUUCCGAGACGAAGGACAAUUCGGGCACUGAAGCGUUUCCUGAUUUACCCGAGGAGGUUGCUGCUGUGGAGGAUGCCACCCUCGAGCAGUCUCGCAUUGCCUCCGAACACAUUGUUGAACUAGCAUCCGGCAAGAGAUUCGGGGAGAUCCCAGGUGCAUUUGCGGCUAUCCUCCGAGAUGGACUUACACCGACCGUUGGGGCUUACAAUGCUCUGCUGGAGUCGGCCAUUCAGCUCCAUGGCGAUACUGCGCAGGCGAUCCAGAAGGCACUGGACGUCUACUCGGAUAUGCUUCGUCGUAGGGUAAUUCCCGAUGAGCAGACCUACCAGACUCUGGUCCAGCUUUUCGUCGUUCGCGCCCACGAUGCCAUCAAGUCCAAGGAUCUGUUGGAGCAGGAUCGUGCCCGUUACGGUGGUAUGGAGGAGCCUGGCAAGUUCAUGCUGCAUUCCAGUGAGUUGGAGCAGGCUCUUCUUGCCGAGGACCAUUCUCUCGCCAUCGCCUUGAAGCUCUUCCGCACUGCUACUACCCGUCACCCUGAGUUCGUCUUCCCUCUUGACACCUACCGCUUCCUGAUCACCGCAUGCGCCGAGGAAAACCUGGUUGAGGAUAUGGUCCGUGUUUACGCCCACAUGGAAACCCACAAGGUGACCCCGCACGCCUCGAUUUUCCCAGCUAUGAUUGAUGCGUUUGCCUCGACCGGCGACUUGAAGAGCGCAGUGGAGUGCUACAACGAGUACAAGGCUCUGGCUGUUUCGGACGACAACGGUACCUUUAGUAUUGUUCAGCGUCUGGAUGGUCAGGUCUAUGCCGCCUUGGUCCGUGCGUACCUCUCCUGCGGAAAGGAAGAGCAAGCUCUUCGGUUCCUGGAACGGAUCCAAGCAUCAUUCAACGAAGUGACCGAAAACCGUGAGGCCCGCCAGGACGCAGUGGAAUCCGUAAUCGUUGAGGAUGGAUUGGUGCGCCACGCCCUCAAGUCGGGGCAGCACGGUCGGGCGUUGGAGCAAGCCAAGACCCGAUUGCACGAUAGCGCGCUGGAUCAUGCCAUGUCCCAGAUCUGCAUUGCCGCGGCGGAUGCGGGUAAUCUGCAGACAGCUUCCGAAGCAUACGAUGCUCUCCCCACCGACAUGAGUGUCCGACAGAGGCCCGCAGUCUCGAUGCUGGCCCUCCAUGUGCGUCAGGGGAAUGUUUCGGCCGCCCGGGCCCUGUGGCACGCUCUCAACACUGCCGGUCAGGCAACCCCGGACAUGGUCCAGCCGACCGCCAUGUAUGCAGUUGCCCUCGUGAAGAGUGGUCAGAUCGAGGAGGCCCUGGUUGAACUUCGUAAUAUGUUUGCUCGGAUUCGCAGUGCUUCGACCGACUCGACCCUCAAUCAUACUCGCGAACAGAUCAACGAAAGCCUUCACCUCAUCGGUCGCAUUCUUGUUCAAACUGCGACUGUUCUCCCCUCUCAAGCUGCCAUGUCUCUCAUGUGGUCGAUGGUCGAGAACGGCGGCCUCAUUUCCCCUGUCGCCGAGCACGUUGUAGCCAGCUUGGGUCCGAUCGGCAUUUCUCAGCUGAAUACCCGCGACCUUGUGCUUGCGCUCCAGGUUCAGGCUGGUAUGCUUCUCAACAACAGCGCUAUGUUCGACGUCGCCCAUCCGAUCCGCUUCGCCCACAUGCUCGAUCUCGCGCUGGCCACUGGCCUGCCUAUGGACACUGCCACCACCCAGGUGGUCGACCAGGCUGUGGGUAAGCUCUUCAACAGCCGCCCGGACAUGGUCAAGAGAUGGCACGACCAUCUUGCAAUGACUUCCAGCCCUUCGUCUUUCGUUAGCGGUCGCCACUCACCCGGAUCGGAUAUGUCCUCCAUGACUCCCGUGUCCAGCGAGGACUCAUUUGACCCCUACACCUACGCCACCGACUUCCGCGGAUCCUCGAUGAUUGCUGAUGAGCUGGAAAGCACCACCGGCCGACUGGAGUCUCACCUGAACGAGGCUCUUUCUCGUCUCCGGACGAUGCGUCGCAGUGGCCGUCAUCCUCGCUAUAUCACGUACGCCAAGCUGAUCAACUCUGCGACCAAGAUCAACCGUGUCGAUUUGGUCCACGAGGUUUUGAGCAUGGCUCGACGUGAUGUGCCUCUGCUUCCUCAGUACAAUGCCGUCAAGUACGGAUGGGUUUCGAUCCUGGACGCAAUGGUGGCCUCGUGUCUGAGCUUGGGUGACCGCAGCCAGGCUUCCAAGUUCCACCAGGAGCUGCUCGAGCUUGGUUCUGCCCCUUCGGCCAACACCUUCGGUCUUUACAUCACCACCUUGAAAGAAUCGACUAAGACUUUCGAUGAGGCGACCGAGGCACUGAAGAUCUUCCACCGCGCUGUUGCUGAAGGUGUGGAGCCCACGUCAUUCCUGUACAACGCUCUCAUCGGUAAGCUCGGCAAGGCUCGUCGGAUCGAUGACUGCCUGCUCUACUUCGCUGAGAUGCGCGCCAACGGAGUUCGCCCGACUAGUGUCACUUACGGAACGAUUGUCAAUGCCCUUUGUCGCGUCAGCGAUGAACGGUUUGCCGAAGAAAUGUUCGAAGAAAUGGAGUCGAUGCCUAACUACAAGCCUCGCCCUGCCCCGUACAAUUCCAUGAUUCAAUACUUCCUCAACACUAAGCGCGACCGCAGCAAGGUUUUGGCCUACUUCGAGCGCAUGAUCACUCGCAAGAUCCAGCCCACGAUGCACACCUACAAGCUGCUCAUCGACGCUCACGCAUCCCUGGAACCCAUUGACAUGCCUGCGGCCGAGAAGGUGCUCGAGACCAUCAAGGCUGCCGGACAGCAACCCGAGGCUGUGCACUAUGCUUCGCUGAUCCACGCCAAGGGUUGUGUGAUGCAUGAUAUGGAUGCUGCCAUGAAGGUCUUCCGCUCUGUUAUGUCGGACCGCAAGGUGCGCGUUCAACCUUGUCUGUACCAAGCCCUCCUGGAGGCCAUGGUGGCCAACCACCAGGUUGCCCAGUCGGAGGAGAUCGUGAAGGACAUGGCUGCUCGUAAGGUUGAGAUGACUGCCUACAUUGCCAACACUCUUAUCCACGGAUGGGCUGCCGAGGGUAGCGUUUUCAAGGCUAAGACUAUCUACGAUAGCAUUGGCAUUGAGAAGCGCGAGCCCAGCACAUAUGAAGCAAUGACGCGUGCGUUCUUGGCCUCGGAUGACCGUGAAGGUGCCGCUCGCAUUGUACAGGAGAUGCUCUCUCGAGGCUACCCCCCUGCUGUGGCUAGCAAGAUUGCCGAUUUGGUUGGGACUGGUGGCGCGGCCGCUGUCCCUGCUGUCGCUGCUCUGUAGAGCAUGCGAGAUAAAAAGUUGCCUUUCUGUUUCGUUUCUGGCCCACUUCUGAGUUGGUCAUUUAAUACUACCUCCAGGGCUGGAUCCCUGUCUUUGGGCUGAUUCCAGUCUGAUGGUCCCGGUUUGAGCAUAAAAAAGGGGGCAACUUGAUGACUGGUGAUGGGAUAUCCUGGGAUGGUUCUUUUGCAUCUAGCGUAUGGCAUUGGCGUUUUAUGGUCUGGGAUGGGCGAUGUAUAUACCAUUUUGUUUUCAUUCUCCGAUAGACCACUCCCACCUCUUUUAGUGUCUAUACAAUGGACAUAUAAAUUGACACAAA
Aspergillus homomorphus CBS 101889 is the source of this 4328-nucleotide messenger RNA. Its product is annotated as pentatricopeptide repeat protein. Bases 185 to 4012 code for a protein of 1275 amino acids. The record is from RefSeq and is a predicted model, not a curated record. Lineage: Eukaryota; Fungi; Ascomycota; Eurotiomycetes; Eurotiales; Aspergillaceae. The transcript is spliced from 2 exons. Gene Ontology annotation, molecular function: protein binding.